UUGUCAGUGGUGGUCACGUGACUUUUGCUGUGCGGUGCCAUAACGUCCAGCUGCUGGUGUCUAGUUGUCUACUUCCACUGUCACACAACUAGCUAGCACAUACUAACACAAUGGAUUUCAACGUGAAGAAAUUAGCCUGCGGUGCUGGAGUGUUUUUCACGCGAGCUGUCCAGUUCACAGAGGAGAAGUUGGGCCAGGCGGAGAAGACUGAGCUGGACGCUCACUUUGAAAACCUGAUGAGCCGCGCAGACUGCACCAAACUUUGGACUGAGAAAAUCUACAGACAGACUGAGGUCCUGCUGCAGCCCAACCCAAGUGCCAGGAUUGAAGAGUUUCUCUAUGAAAAGUUGGAUAGGAAGGCACCAUCCAGAAUUACCAAUGCAGAGCUGCUGGGUCAAUACAUGCAGGAUGCAGCAAAGGAAUUUGGUCCUGGAACUCCAUAUGGGAGCACUUUGAUUGAAGUCGGGGAAUGUGAGAGAAGAUUAGGAACAGCAGAGAGGGAGUUCCUCCAGACGUCCGCCAUCAGCUUUCUUACCCCUCUCAGGAACUUUCUGGAAGGAGACUGGAGGACAAUUUCGAAAGAACGACGCCUUCUGGAGAAUCUCCGCUUGGACCUGGAUUCCUGUAAAACGCGUCUGAAGAAGGCCAAGGUGGCUGAGGCUAAGGCUGCGACGGCUCCAGAUUUUCAGGAGACCAGACCACGUAACUACGUGCUUUCUGCCAGUGCCUCUGCGCUCUGGAGUGAGGAAGUGGAAAAAGCUGAACAUGAACUCCGAGUGGCUCAAACAGAGUUUGACCGCCAAGCAGAGGUCACACGGCUGCUGUUGGAAGGCAUCAGUAGUACUCAUGUGAACCACUUGCGCUGUCUGCAUGAGUUUGUGGAGGCCCAAGCAGCUUAUUAUAAGCAGUGUCAUUUCCACAUGCAAGAACUUCAGAAAGAGCUGGGAAGGCUUCCCAAUGCAUUUGCACUGAACUCCACUCAGUCCAUAGCUAUGGCUGACUCUGCAUCAGAGGGCAUCAGCAGCCCUGUGGAGACAGACACACUGAAAAUUGAAGAAGUUCAGGCACCAGCUACAGGAACACGCAAGGCCAAAGUCCUUUACGAUUAUGAUGCUGCUGACUCCAGUGAGCUCUCGCUUUUAGCUGACGAGGUCAUUACAGUUUACACAGUGCCAGGAAUGGACUCUGACUGGCUGAUUGGAGAGAGAGGAAACCAGAAAGGAAAAGUGCCUGUCACAUACCUGGAGCUUCUCAGCUAAAGAACACACAGCAUUGACAAACACAUGUGCAUGUGCAUGUGUGUGAGUGAUUACUACUAAAGCCAUGAGGAUAUUUCAUUCACUUCAUUCAAUUUCACACUCCCACACCAACCUGUAACCUUCAGCAGCAGUCCUCCACAGUAAGCAUUAGCUAAAGUGUUAAGUUAAACAGGCUCACUCAUCUAUCUCUGUGCUUCCCCAAACACACUGAAAUAUAUAUUAACACUGACAGCAGUCAUAAUGGAGACAUUGUGACAGUGAGUGCAGGAAAAUCCCCAUGGGAGAUGGUUAACAUUCCUUUUUAUUAUGAUAAUGAUUUUUUUCCUUUUUAUUUCCUAUUUAUUGUUUGCAUCCUAAUGUUUCAGGUAGACCUUCCACACUGUCUUCAGAGGGAUUUCAUCAAAAUUAUGUUGUUAAUUUGUCUUCAUUGUCUCUUAAAGCUGUUUCAUAGUUUGUCUUAAGAAGGCAGCAGUACAGAUAAAACAAACAUGCAAUAAUCAUGCCUCCUUGAGGUUAAAGGGGCGAUGACCAGUUACGAACAGUUUAUCUCUGUAUGACACACUCCUUAUUAAAGAAGAAGUGAAACUAAUUGAUGCAUCAGAUUCCCUGUAAUUACCAGCCAUGGCUGAAGAAAACCAUUCACGCCACUUUGUUUUAUUUUAAAGCCAUAAAUCAAACUGAAAGUUGUGACUGCUUCCCAUUUUUGCUGCAGAAAUGUGUUCUGUUCUUCUUUCUUCCAAUACGACAUGAAAAGACUUCCAUUUCUUGAGAGAUGUAUCUUUUUUUUUCUUAAGUCUUGACGCAACCAUUAAAUAUGACAAAGCAUUAAGUAAGCCAAUAGCAUCGGCUUACUGAAAAACAAUACAUAUAAAACAGCAGAUAAAGUUUUCGAUGAAUGUUUCAUCAGCCCAAACUCUUGGAAAGCAGAUUUGCCUUAACUGCUAAUUAAAAUGAAUGUUAUUCUUGUGUGAUUUAAGGCGACAGUCAUGAACGCAGUAUCUCAAGAACAUCUGAAGGGAAAUCCUUCAAAUUUGGCACAGAUGUUCACUUGGACUCUGUGAUGAUUUGAUUAGAUUUUGGUGAUCAAAGGUUAACAUCACUGUGACCUUGCAUCUCUCACAUAAUCAUAAAUGAGAUAUCUCAAGAAUACCUUGAGGGAAUUUCUUGAAAUCUGGCACAAACGUCCACUUGGACUCAAAUUUGAAGAAACUCCCUUGAACUAAUUAGAAUAUGGUGGUCAGGUCACUGUGACCUCACAAAACAUGGUUGUGGCCAUAGCUCAAGAAUUAAUGUAAUGAUGAAAAAAAUUUCACACAAAUGUCUAAUAGAAUAAAAUGGAGAAGUGAUGACAUUUUAUAUCAAAAAGGUCAAAGGUCAACUUCACUGUGACAUCAUAAUGUUCUGCAAAACACUUUUCUGGCCAUUACUUAACAUCAUAUCUCAGGAACAGAAGGGGAGACAUUUGGUCAGAUACUGAAUUGGCGACUCUAAUCUUGGGUGUCCACCUUCUUGAAACUGUGCUGAUUGUAUAGAUCUUCUGUGCUGCUGGGUUGAAGAUGUGUAUGAAGCAUCUAAAGCAUCCAUGAUUUCACAGAAAUGGAUGUGAACUGUCAAUGCAACUUCACUAGUGUGCGGAGGCAUACAGCCAGGGUCAGAAAUUAGCACCAGCCACCAGCCAAGUGCUGGUCAAAUAUGCAAGUGGCUGCUAGAUUUGCGUCACCCACCAGCCAAAAAAAACAAUGGUAAUCUAUUGAGUGGCUGGUAGAUUUGCGUCACCCACCAGCCAAAAAAAACAAUGGUAAUCUAUUGAGUGGCUGGUAGAUUUUUGGAAUCCACCAACCAAAGUGGCAGGUGGAUAAAAAGCCUUCUUUGCCUCUCCCAGCAAAGAAGAUGUCCCCUUGAACAAUAUGAACACCUGCACAACAAAUAAACAUGAACACUCCCAUCCUAACUGCCUUAAGAUGAUGGGAAGAAACUGCUAAGGCCAUCUGCUGCAAACCAGAGAAUGCGCUCUUCACAACAAAAUGUCCAGUGACCUAAUGUACACCACAUACAGCAUGCAGGACUCCUUUUAAUCAUGUGUGUGUGUUUGUGUGAUUUUGGUUUGCCCUUAUGUGUUGUUUGAAUUUACAAAGGUCCCGUUUGUCGCUGUUUUUGUCUGUUAAUACUUCAGAGUAUCUUCAGUCUGGAGCUGCAUGUGCUACAGCUAGCAGCCUGUCCAUGUGUGUGUGUAUAAGAGUAUAAGAUAUAGCUAAGUCUGUUUGUGUGAGAACUGGAGCAUCAAAAUGUUUGCACAAAAAGAAACUAAUGUGCUCUCACAUCCAUUAUGUGUACAUGCAUGCACUGUCAUUUUUUUUAACCAACCUCAGUUUUUGUGAAAUGAGUACAAUGUUUAAAAAUGCAACAAUCUGCUAGCAAAGGAGAAGUGAAAUUAACCUGAGACUCAAGCACAUAGUUUUCUUACGUCAGUGAGAGGCGAGAAUGUGGUCAAAUAAUUCUUGUUGGCAGAUGAAUGUAAUCCACGUCAUGUGUCCUGAUCUCUAGUCUUGUGCUCAUUUCACAAAUUUGUUGUUUUUUUUUUUUUUACUUAAACUGUUGUGUUAUACCUCAUCUUGUAUUAUUAUUGUCAUUAUUAUUAUUAUUAUAUAUUUUGUCAAAAUAUGUAUUGCCUGUUCCUUAACCAUGCUGAAUGAAUGAAAUGUAUGGGAUUAAUUUAA
Molecule: messenger RNA, 3976 nt
Organism: Epinephelus fuscoguttatus (brown-marbled grouper)
Lineage: Eukaryota; Metazoa; Chordata; Actinopteri; Perciformes; Serranidae
Product: endophilin-B2-like
Exons: 11
Coding region: 111-1259 (382 amino acids)
Biological process (GO): membrane organization
Cellular component (GO): cytoplasm; membrane
Molecular function (GO): protein binding
Source: RefSeq, a predicted model, not a curated record